This is a messenger RNA of Ochotona curzoniae (black-lipped pika), 8133 nucleotides long. It is a transcript of the gene ZNF831, whose product is annotated as zinc finger protein 831. The transcript is spliced from 6 exons. Bases 390 to 4979 code for a protein of 1529 amino acids. The record is from RefSeq and is a predicted model, not a curated record. NCBI's taxonomy places the organism in Eukaryota, Metazoa, Chordata, Mammalia, Lagomorpha, Ochotonidae.
AGUUUUGUCUCUGCCACGUCUGUCUUCUAGGCCACUACUCGUCUCUGCUUGAUGUGGAAUUGGCUCAAAGGCAAGCCCUGGGAGGCUGCCCUCUUUGGCUCUGUCUUCCAAGGCAGGUGCGGCCCCUCUGUGUCCUCUGCAGUGCUGCUUAGCAGGACACGAUCCAGAGCACCAGGGCAUCUUUCUGAAGUUUUGCAGGGCGUAGGGAGGGGCCCCUUGCGGAAGGUUCCGGGAGGGCCCCUUUGCUCCCGGCUCGGUGAGGCCGUCCCAUCCUGCCUGAGGCUGUGGCUGUCUUCUCAGGGCUAGGCCAUCUGUGCCUGGAACUGGGCACGCCUGGCUGGACUCAGUCUCUCUCCACAAAGGUUGUCCAGCGUCCCAGACCAUGCGGCAUGGAGGCUCCAGAACCCACCUGCCCUGCCACACCUGCCAGAGAGCAGCCCGCUCCUGUGCCUGGUCGCCCAGGGGCCCCGGGUGGGCAGGCCUCGCCUCGCCUGACCCUGGGCCCCGUGCUCCUGCCGCCAGAGCAGGGCCUGGCACCCACCGUGUUCCUCAAGGCGCUGCCCAUCCCACUGUACCACACUGUGCCUCCGGGGGGCCUGCAGCCCCGCGCCCCGCUGGUGACGGCCGGCAGCCUGGACGGGGGUGGGGUGCCUUUCAUCCUCAGCCCCCUGCUGCAGCCUGAAGGGACCGUGAGCAUCGUGGGUGCCCUGCCGGUGCUGUCGCCCGGCCCGGGACCGGCGCUGGGCAGCCCGGGCAAGGUGCGGAAUGCCGGCAAGUACCUGUGCCCGCACUGUGGCCGCGACUGCCUGAAGCCCAGCGUGCUGGAAAAGCACAUCCGGUCCCACACGGGCGAGCGGCCGUUCCCCUGCGCCACCUGCCGUAUCGCCUUUAAGACCCAGAGCAACCUGUACAAGCACCGGAGGACGCAGACGCACCUCAACAACUCCCGACUGUCCUCAGAGUCGGAGGGGGCCGGGGCAGGGCUCCCGGAGGAGGGUGACAAGGCCGCAGAGUCCUCCAGAGCCAGCAUGGCAGAGACGGCCCUGGAGAGACCCCUCUCCUUGGGAGCCCAGCUGCCCCUUGGGCCCGCACCCACCGACAGGGAGGCCCCUUUGGACUCGACCCCCGUGCCGAGCCCUGGGCUGCCACCAUGCAGCACGCAGCUCUGGCGGCAGCAGCAACAGCCGUCCCAGGACCAGAGGCCAAGCUCCCUGCAGCAGCAGGCCACGCUGUCGGAGAAGCCAUGGGAGCCCAGAGGCUCCGAGGGCCGGCUGAGGAAGUGUGAGAGCACCGACUCGGGCUACCUGUCCCGCUCCGACAGCGCUGAGCAGCCGCAGCCGGUGGCCAGCCCGCUGCACAGCCUGUCUGAGCACAGCACUGAGUCCGAGGGAGAGGGAGGCCCCGGCUCGGGAACUCGGCCCCAGACAGAGUCCCGCGUGCCAGGGCACAGCCUGGAGCUGGAGAAGAAGCGCCUGGAGGAGCGCAUCACUCGACUUAUCUCGCACAACCAGGCUGUGGUCGGCGACCCCCAGCUGGAGCACGUGCGGCCCCGCAAGACGGUCCUCUCCAAGCAGGGCAGCAUCGACCUGCCCACGCCCUACACCUACAAGGGAUCCUUUCACUUCGACAUCCGUGCGCUGGAGCCUGGCCGCCGGAAGGCCACCCUGGGACCAGCCCGUUCCACCCUGGCACCUCUGGACAAGUCACGGCCCCUCUUUUUCCACUCUGUCCCCACUCAGCUCUCCACCACUGUGGAAUGCGUCCCUGUCACCAGGAGCAACUCACUGCCCUCCGUCGAGGGCUCCAGGACUUGGCCGGAACCUGCCGACCCGCAGGGCACAGGGGCUGGCAAGCAGCCUCGGCCGCUGAGCCCCAGGCGGGCCGCCCCAGGUCGCUCAGGGUACCGUGGGGGGCUGACCUUGGCUGACAUCCCCAGUGGGCACCCCCGUGCUCUGGUCAGACAGGCUGCUGUGGAGGAUCUGCCCUGGACCCCUGCUGGGGACACCCUGGGCCCGGAAGAGGAGGCAGCUGGGAGAAGAGCCACUCCAGGAGAGGGGGCCGCCAGCAAGGGCAGAGUGGCCGGCCGCAGGAGGAGUGGCCAGAGGCGGCUGGAGAUGUUUUCCCAGGAGAAGUGGCAGGUGUAUGGGCACGAGACGUUUCAGAGGUUCUACCAGAAAGCCAAGAGCAACUGCCACGGGAGAGCCGGGGAGGGCAGUGGGGGAGGUGGGACAGGCGCAGAUCCUCCCCCUCCCCAGGAAGAGGCUGUCGGGGGCCAGCAAGGAACAGCCCAGAACAGGGAGAUCCCGGCCCACGGGCACGCUUCUGGAAGUGUCAAGCCAGACGAAUCCCUGGGGCCCAAGUCCCCAAAGCUGGGGGAGGAAAAGGCCGGAGCAGGGGCCCAUGAACAUUGUAGGACAACCAGAGCCAUGCCACCUCUGUCCCCGGGCAGCAAAGCCCAAUCCUGCUCGGCCAGCAGGAACCCCCUGCUCCUUCCAGGCACGAGGCUGGAGCUGCCCCCCGCCCCUGGCCCUCUCCAACAAGGGGACCUGGAGGCCUCCAGGCUUGCUUUGCCAGAACGCAGCCAGGAAGGAGGUGUGGAGGACACGGGUCCCCGGGCCUGCAGCAUCCUGAGAUGGCCCAGCAGUGGUUCCGGGGAGCCGAAUCUCCCCUCAGAGCGCAAGAAGCCCAAGGUGGAGGGGCUGGGAAACCCAGAGCCCCUGGUGGCAGAAACCCCAGGGGUCCCUGCAAGAGUUACCUCUCCAGGGCCCCAGCAGCAGGACAGUGACUCCCAGAAGACCCCAGAGCAGCUGCACGGGAGCGUCAGGCAGGUGGACGAGGCCCUGGAGUCCCCCGGCAUCUCCUCAGAGGAGUCUACCCAGCACGCUGUAGCCAUGGGCCCUGGCCAUCAAUCCACGGUGGCUCCCCCGCCUCGGGCCACAGCACACGACGCCUUUCCCCCCAAGUACCUCCUUAGGCUACCUCAGCGAAAGACACCCCCAUCCCUGUUUGGCUCCCAACCUCCCUGGCAAGACCAGGACUCCCUCAGAAGGAGUGGGGGGCCCAAGGAACGGGCGUCUUUUGUGGGAUCUGCCCUGACUGUCAGCACAGCUCCCGGCCCAGCUCCCGGGCAGGCUGGCAGCACCUCGUGGACCUCCCAGGAGCCCAGGGCUUAUGCCCAGAGGAAGAAGGAGAAAGUGGGAAUGGACUGGGGGGCCAGGGCAGUCUCCUUCGGCCCCUCCUUUAUCCAGGAUGCCGAGGUGGGGCCCCAUACCCUGAGCCAUCCUUGCCCCUCAGCAAGCACCAGGCCCUCCGGCAGUUACCCGGAUCUCUGGGACUCCAGCCUGAGGCUGGCCAGGCUGCCUGGGAAUGCCCUACCAGAGCCUCCUCCAGGGCCUGGCCUGCAGCUGACAUUCCCCUGCCCUGUGAAGCCUGGCAUCUUCCCUACGGUCGCAGGCCGGCCCGAGCUGGCCUUGUCUCCUCACUCAGGGAACUCCAGGAACUUGAGGGACCCCGGCACCUUCCCCUCGCUGAAGAUGGAGCCCCAGCUCACGUGGUGUUGCUUGAGCCGCAGUGUGCCACUGCCAGUGCAGCAGGAGAAGGCCGCCUCUGUGUACCUGGCCAUGUACUUCCCGGGAGGCGCCCUCUGCGACGAGGGCCACAACCCCCAGCCUGUGGGCCAGAAGGAGUGGACCAGGACACACUCAGCAGGAGAGCUGGCCCUGAUGCCCAAGCUCUCCCACCCAAUGCUCCCAGGGGUGACAUCCCAGCACCCGGCAUCUGAGCCUGAAGGGAAGAAGGGACGGCCUCCUCGGAGGGCGAAGACGCCGCGCAGAAGCAGCAGGCAGAGCAAGCUGAGGAUCAACCCCACGAGGUACAGAGGGGAUUUCCUGCACAGCCUGGGCCCACUGCGAGCCAGCAGACUGCGCAGGCCACCCUGGGUGCUGACAAGGAGCUGCCACCCUCCUCCACCUAGGGGGACAGGCCCAGCCAGGACCCUCGGGCAGUCUUCUUCAGAUAUAGCAGGUGUCAGAGCACCAGCACAGCCACCUUGUGUCACCUCGGAACAGACCCUUUGGUGUGGGGAGGAAGAGGACUGCAGACAGACCCCAAGACCGAGCUCUCCUGGCUCAAGGACUCCGAAGGCUCUUUCUCCAUCUGCCGGCGAGCGGAGUGACCCUCCCAACGCUGCCGUGGUGCCAGCACUGUCUCUGCAAGCUGACACCUGCCUGGCAGCAGCGUGGGACAACCUUGUGCCCCACGGUGAAGGUCUUGACCUUGGGAAGCCCGAGACUCAGCUGCUGCCCUCCCCGGACCGAGUCGCAGCAAGUCCCAAACCAGGCACUUCCUCCGACACUCCGGAGUCUUCUCCCUCUGGACCCAGCGGAGCCCUUCUUUGCCGUGACACUGCUGCUUCGGGGGCCGCCUGUGUGUCCCUGGCGGUGCGAGCAGCUCACACAACCUUGGCUAGGCAUGGUGUGGAGCCACGGGGGCACAGCCGUACUGCAGGGGAGAGUGUGAAGCCAAGCACCCCGGAUGGAAAAGCCCCAGCCCAAAGCAUGGCACAGGCACUUUUGUCAGGGAAAUGUUUGUCUGAACAAAUAAUGUCAGGCUCAGCUCUACUGGGGUCAGUUGGACAAACUCAUCUCAAAAGAUCAGCUUCAGGACCCAGUUCAACUAAUUCACACCAAGAGGAAGGGAGACCCAACAUAUGCUUGCCUCCCAGGGGGCAGAGUGGCUGCAGGGACACAGCCACCCCUACCCCUUGCUUAGGAAGCGAUGUUGGGCCAUGUCAGCUGUCUGGAUUAGUCACUGUGAGGGGCUGUGUGGCUCCUUCAAAGCCGGGGCAGCCUUUGGACUCUGCUGAAAGCCCUUUGAAGAGCACCCAGAAGGGGGGUUUGGAAGGCAUGAGGAAGCAGACCCGAGUGGAGCUCAGUGACACCAGCAGUGACGACGAGGACCGGCUCGUCAUAGAGCUCUGAGGCUUGCCGAGAGAGAUGGCUGUGAAUGAGUGUCGUCCGGCUGAGAAGGACAAGGUUUGAUUUAGGAACCAUCUUCAGAUCAGGAAAGUGAGGUGGGGUUCUUUCCAAGCCGAUUGCAGUAAGUGCACGCUGCGGAGGGCUUGUGAGCUCCAAGGCCCUGGAACUGUGGGAGAGCUUGAGAAAGAAUUGGGGUGUGAAAUGAGUGUUGGGGUGCUCCUUGUACUUUCUGGAGACAAAAUUUAGAUUCCUUCAAAAACUGAUAUUUGGUGGAAAUAAUUUGCCUCCUUCGUGGAAGUUGUAAAUAUACUUCAAAAUGCCUAUGUCAUGACGAAAUGCUGAUCCUAUUUUAAAUGUUACACAAAGAGUCAAGUGUAUUUAUGGCCAAACGCCACAAGCACGCCAGGCUUUUGUGCCCAGUACCUCUGUGGUGGAGCAAAGUCUCACUGUGUGAAAAGUUAAUAGAACAGCCUCUUGGAAUGAGUCAUAUACUUUUUUUUUUUUUUUUGAGAGGGAAAAACUCACUUAUUUUCCUCUGAUUCUUUCUGUCAUAUUGUGCUCUGAGCAAUUCCAAUUAGAGGGUUACACUUUAGUAAUUGGCACAGCUUAAAAAUUGAUGCCUGCUCAUCGUGACGGGAGCCGUUCAGAUUUUCUCCAGAAGCUUCAGGGAUACAAAAACUAAUUGGAGUUUUGACACUGUUUUACAUCUCAGUAAUUUCAUUUUGGGGGCUUGGUGAUACUUCGCUGUCAAAUCCCAUCAGUCUCCGCACUGAACAAGUGAGGGCAGCACGGAGAAAGCUCACUGCGACGCAGAGCCAGUGUGCCCCUUUGCAGGGGACCACGCUGCUCUGUGCCAGCCAGCCAGCCAGCCUCGGACUUGCACUCCUCUCUCCCUCUCCGUAAGUGGCAGAGGAAGAACUUAAUAGAGGUUUACAUUGCUGCCUUUCGAUACACUUUUAUACUUGCUUUUGGUAUGAUUUUGUACAAUUUGAAAUUUACAGCGGAGCUCUCUUGGCUUAACUUGGAUGUGAAGAUGCUCAUGUGACAUCUGGCACUGCCAAGCCGAGGCAGCGGUGCGAAGCAUCUGACACAGGGGACUGUGCCUUCACAAGUCCUCGCCUCUGACCAAGUAGGAUCAACUUUAGGAUAUCCUCACGCGGAUUCUCCAGUUUUAGUGUUAGCCACAGGAAACUGUCGUGCAAGACCAGCUUCCCCAGGGGUGAUUUAGCCUAUAUCUGCAGUCAUUUCAAAUCACUUGUAAAUAAAUAGCCAAAUGAUUGCCAACCCAGUCAAGGAAGGCGUGAGAAGGCAGGUAAGAGGGAUGUCCACUCGAUGUGCAUUUAAAACCAAACCAAGGAAUGCAGUGACGGCGCGGUCCAUGCCCCCGGACUGAUGGAGUCUGUGCAGGGAAGUGGUCUGAGUCACGGAGAGAGGAGAUUGAAGUCCUGACUGGGUUGAGCCAGCUGGGACAUUUUGGUUCUGGCCCUUUCUGCAGUUCAUUUUUCGUAAAUGAGAACAGCAGUUGGACAAGGCGAAUGGAGUGUGUGUCUCCAGGUCCCAGUGCUCGUGAGAGCAGAUGGUCAAGCACUGAUUAAGAGAAAACUGUCCUGCAGAUCCUUCCUUUCUCUGUGGCUGAAGGGGUGUUGGCGAAGCCAUUGAACCAAAAUCACAGCUCCACACAGAAACAAUAUUGGGGUGCCGGUGGCAGCUGUGUCCUUGUGUGAGCCCCUGUGGCUCACAACCUAGCAUGGUGGUGUAUGGAUUUCACUUCCCUGUGCAUCUUACAGAGGAAGGCAGGAGCCACUUGGCAAACAGGCCACAUGUUUGCAGAUACAUCUUGCUUUGCAUCAACAUGAAUUUGUGGAAGUGACCUUUCAGUGAUGUCUUAAAUUAAAAAAGAAAAAUGAAUCUUUCAUAACUCUAGAGAAGCUCAUCCUAAGUAGAGAUUCUUUUAGAACCAAGAAGGUUUAUUAUAUAAAGCCACGGACCACCUCUGAUUUAUAAGUCAUGACUUUCCAGUGGGUUUGCAGUUAUUUGCAGGUCAUAUCAGUGGCCUGAACCCCAGUUUGGGUUCCUGCAAGAAUACAUCGCUCAUGGCUCACUGCUCAUGGCCUGCGGAGGAGAGCGCUUUGGCUCUCCCAUGAGCAGCCUUGGUUGUGAAACAACCCAUAAAGGUCACAUGGUUUACAAGACAACCUGAACCCUCUUUGUUAUAGCAACAGGCUCUCUCCUGCCGUCCUGGGGCUCCCAGGUGGGCUAACGCCCCUCUUGGCAACCAGGAGAAAAACCUAUGGCUCGCUUGCCAACGGAUCACCAAAACAAGGGAGCAUGCUUCUCAAUUCUAAGCAAGCACCAGGGGCAGAAGCACAGCGCCUGGAGCAGGUCUGACGCCCGUGCAUGCUCCUGUGGCCUCUGCGGCCUCCCGAGUGUGCUCUGACCGCAGUCCUUGGCAUGCGUGGGAAAUGACUUGCAGUCUCUUGCCAGAAAGAAUUUCCUCAUGUUUAUAUCCAUUACCUAGAACAAUCACAUUAUUCAACUUUUUUCCACACAAAAAUUUGCAUUUUGGGCAAAAUUUGCCUGCUGCAGCGGACUUUUACAGUUAUGGAAACUCAUGACUAUGCCCAGCCCCUCAGGCCUGCUGUGCUGUGGUGAGAACAGGGCUGUCCCCAGCCCGUGGGCCUCCAACUGUCGGCUCUAGCAUUCAGCAAGCUGCAGGUCUUUCCCUCUUUGCAGCUGUUACUGCCUUUAUCACACUUGGGAGACACUUUGAAACACUACAUUCCAUGAUAGCAAAGCACAACUUCUCCACCUUACCUUUUGGAGUUCAUUACUACAGGUGUCAGGGCUAGACAGUCCUGUCAGUUGGGUUUCUGCUGGCCUGAAUCUUCCCCUCUGUGCGCUGUCCAGCGUGGGCCUGUUUACGUGUCAGGCUGCGGAAGCCUAAGGCCCCUGUGCACAUGACGUCACCAGUGACGGAGAAGAGCCGGGGAGGACCCUCGCCUCUGCCCCUGCCCCCAGGCGGGGCGCUUGGUAUCUCAUGCUGUAGUCAACUGCUCGUGACUUGCUGCUCUGUGGCUCGUUCAUAACUGGGGAAGCAACUGUUGUUUCCUGGUUGGUUGUUGAAAUCACUUCUUUCUUUAUAUGGUUAAAUUAUUUU